Siniperca chuatsi (mandarin fish) is the source of this 1862-nucleotide messenger RNA. It is a transcript of the gene atp6ap2, whose product is annotated as ATPase H+ transporting accessory protein 2. Lineage: Eukaryota; Metazoa; Chordata; Actinopteri; Centrarchiformes; Sinipercidae. Gene Ontology annotation, molecular function: signaling receptor activity. The record is from RefSeq and is a predicted model, not a curated record. Gene Ontology annotation, cellular component: external side of plasma membrane; membrane. Gene Ontology annotation, biological process: positive regulation of Wnt signaling pathway. The transcript has 9 exons. The coding region runs from base 33 to 1163 and encodes 376 amino acids.
UCAGAAAUUGUCCCAUCGUUCAUUGCGGUAUCAUGACGUCAGGUCAGCUGAUCUCUGCUGUACCAAGGAGAAAGAUGUCGCUGACAAACUGGCUAAGGAUGGAGGCUGUGUUCUCCGCGGCGUUUCUCCUCUGCUUCUUUGUCACAACCGGUGUCCAUGGAGACAGCUUAACGGUGCUGCAGGCUCCGGAGUUUGUGUCCUUCCAGAAAGGAGACUGGCCUGUCUCUGGAGAGAAGAUCCCUGACCUGGUGGCUUUAACCAUGGGUUUCUCUGUUCAAGAGGAUCUGUCCUGGCCGGGCCUUCAGGCUGGUCCGUUGUUCCAGCGUCCCCGGGCUAACGUACUGGUGGUGGUGAGAGGAGUCGAUAGCCUGGCUCUGCCUCAGAGUGUGGCCUCCUACCCCUUGGAGAAUCCGGUGCCCUUCACCUUGGAUAGUGUUGCAGAGACAGUACACUCUCUGUUUGCUGAGGACACCCCUGUAGUGCUGCAGCUGGCCCCCAGUGAGGAGAGGUUGUAUAUGUUGGGCAAGGCCAAUGCUGUGUUUGAGGACCUACCAGUCACCUUGCAGCAGAUCCGUGCCCGCCUGUCCCAGGAUGGUUCUGUGCUGGCUUCCCUGCCGCUCAACUCCCUCAGCAGAAAUGCAGAGGCUGAUUUGCUCUUCCUGUCUGAGGUCCAAGUACUGCAUGAUAUCACAGCUCUGUUGCAGAGACACAGACAUUUGGCGAAGGACCACUCUCCUGACCUGUACUCCUUGGAGUUGUCUGGCUUGGAGGAGCUCAGCAGGCUCUAUGGCCAAGACUCUCCCCAGUACCGCGAUGCCACUUCCAUUCUUGCCUCUGUUCUGCAGAAAUUUGGAGAGGAUGUGUAUGGUGUCUAUGGCAACAGUGCUGUAGUGGAGGUUGUUACAGUUAAGACCUUUGAGGCUCCUUUGACCAGGAAGUCCCGUUCGAUCUUGGAAUCCAAACAGAUUAGUAACCCUGGCAGCCCUUACAACCUGGCCUACAAGUACAACUUCCACUAUGCGGUGGUCUUCAAUAUUGUGCUGUGGCUGAUGAUCGCUCUGGCCCUCGCUGUCAUCGCCAUCGCUUACAACCUGUGGAACAUGGACCCAGGAUAUGACAGCAUCAUCUACAGGAUGACCAAUCAGAAGAUCAGGAUGGACUAAGACCAUGACCAUCAACACUCCAGCUGUCCUCUUAGAUCCCUCUAGUGAAUGUUUGUGUUUUGUGUGAGGUCUUGUUUAGUGAAAAAACUGUGACGGCUUGAUGGGAAGAAGGGCGUAAUACUGAAUCACCUUUGUCUACAACACUGGCAUGUUAAAGGACAAAAACAUUAAAGCAUACUUAAUUUGCCUACAUAAAGCGGUUAAAUAUCAUCUUCCGCUGGUGUAUACACUGAACAAAUUCAGACUUCCUCCCUUCAACCUCACAGCUCACAUCAUUCCUUACGACUUUAACUCCUCACUAACUAUGUUUCAUUUGUUUCCCCUGGUGAUUGCAAUUGUAUUUUUUAUUGUAAAAAAACAACUAUUGUAGUGUAAUGAAAGAAUGCAAUUUGUCUGGUUUAUGUGUGAAGUUGUGCUUGUUUUGCUAUGUGAAACUGUUUUAAGUUAAAUGAAAUCUAUGUGUAUAUAUUGAAUAUACAAAUGCAACUGUAUGAGAAACUGCUGUACUCUUAUUGUGAAAAGAUUUGUGCAGUGUUUAUUCUGGGUAGGUUUCACCCUGCUUUAAUUCCAAAUGGUAAAUACUUGGAUUACAUAAAUACUUGAUCGUAAUGUUGGUUGUUAAGAUUGGACAAGGAUAAAUUAAGCUUUGUAAAUUGCAAUAAAAUGCCCGACAAUAAAUUAUUACAUGUAUCACCCUGA